AUGGUUCUACAGGAACUGUCCGAAUCAACAGAUUGCCAAAAGGACUGCCCUCUUUCAUCAAAAAAAGAUAUGCAAAAUGAAUCUCGAGGAAGCUUUCAAUGUAAAAUAGAAAAAGAAGAUGGCAUAUUUGUCGCUCGCUGGAAAGACAAUAGUGUUGUUACAGUCGCAUCGACAUCAUAUGGUAUUGAGCCUAUUGCUAGUGUGAAGCGCUUCUCUCAGUCAGAAAAGAAAUAUCUCCACAUUCAACAACCCUUUGUGAUAAAACAGUAUAAUCACCACAUGGGAGGGACGGACCUUAUGGAUGAGGACAUAAGCACCCACAGAAUUGGGAUCAGGGGAAAGAAGUGGUGGUGGCCUUUGUUUACAUGGCUUAUAGAUCUGGGCACCACUAAUGCUUGGCGACUUCUCAGAUUGUCAGGGAACAAAUGA
Homalodisca vitripennis (glassy-winged sharpshooter) is the source of this 429-nucleotide messenger RNA. Its product is annotated as piggyBac transposable element-derived protein 3-like. The record is from RefSeq and is a predicted model, not a curated record. The transcript has a single exon. The coding region runs from base 1 to 429 and encodes 142 amino acids. NCBI's taxonomy places the organism in Eukaryota, Metazoa, Arthropoda, Insecta, Hemiptera, Cicadellidae.